UGAACAAGAAGACGAAGAAGACAAACAACAGCACAACAACAUUUCAAACUGCAACGUGGUUUUGCUGCCCUGCUGACUAGUGCAACGUUCUCAUUCAAUGUAAACUUUCAGUUCUGUAUAUUUCUAAACAACAACAACAACAAUGUAACUAACAACAAUAAAACAGUAAAACAACAACAACAAUAAAACAGUAAAACAACAACAGCAGCAACAACAAUAAUAGAAUUAUUAUCAUUAUUAAUAUUAUGUUAUGUUAUGUUAUGUUGCCCUAUCAUUAUGAAUUGAAUGAAACAUCGUCGUCUGCAUAAUAUGUUGCAAAUAAGUUUACCUUCAUUAUUAUUAUUAUUAUUAUUAUUAUUCAUAUUUUUGUUUUCCAUAUUCGCAUCAACGAUUAAAAGUGAAUUUGUUGACAACAACGAUGACGUCAUGAUGAUCAGAGUGAGCACCAUCAUUGCCCCACCAUACGUUUCACGCAAUGCAGAUGUCAACAACAACAAAAACAACAACAUCACAGUCAACGUUACUAACGCACAUGACAUUAACACGAUCAACAACAACAUAGACAUCAUCAACAACGAAUUCCACGUAAGCAGUGACGUCAUCGGUAGCAUCAACAACAUUAACAACGACAACGACAGCAACAACAACAGCAACAACAACAUUACUGAACCUAAACUAGUCGGUUUCUUGAUUGAUUAUUUGGAUGAAAUUGCAGAAAUUGCAAAUUUCCAAUACAACAUCAGUGAAGUAAAGGAUGGAAAGUAUGGAUACUUAAUCGAGGAUGUUGACAAUGAGAAUAUCCAACUAAACUGGACAGGACUCGUUGGAGAGCUUGUAAGAAAUGAAACAGACCUGGCCCUAGCACCACUUGUCGUGUGCUCAGACAGACUGACAGCCAUUGAUUUCACCCUACCAUUCGAUUCAUUCCAGGCCAUUGUCGUUUACAGGGAAUCGUUUUAUUGGGGCAGCAGCAGUAUAACCAGUAGUAUAAGUAGUAGUGGUAGUAUAAACAGCAGCGGCGAUAGCAGCAGCAGCAGCAAUAGUAGUAGCGGCGAUAGCCACAGUAGUAGUAGUAGUGGUAGUGGCAGCGCGAGUACAGACAGUAGUAAUUAUAGUGAUGGUAGUAGUGGGGCUGAUAGUAGUAUGAGUAGAAGUGGUAGUAGUAGUUUUGGUAAAAGUGGUAAGGAUGAUGAUGAGGUUGGCGGGAAGAUAACGUCUGUUGAAGACCUAAUCUAUAGAGAUAAGUACAAUUUCGGAGCAGUUAGGGAUGGGUCGAUAAUCAAGUACUUGUCAAAGUAUCGGUCGAACCACGUUCAGAACAGCCUCUUUAAGAUUUUAGACCGAAACCCGCUGCAACCGCCAACAGUCAAAAGUGGUCUAACUAGAGUCAUGUUAGACGCAAAUUACGCAUUUUUGGUUGAGGAACCUGCUGUCCGAUCUCUUCUUGGCGAGAAACCCUGCGAUUUCAAGUCUCUACCUACAAAUUUUUACAAGAGGCAUUACGCUCUUGCCACAAGAAAGAACUCUCCACUUCGUGACCGCAUAAACUCUGCCAUUUUGGAGAUAAUUGACAGUGGACGCCACGAUGAACUGGUGAAGAAAUGGUGGAAAGAUGAAUGUUCAGUCGCCCGUCUCAACGCGCAAACAAUGAUGAAAUGUUUUGUCUGUUUGUUUUUAACAAUUCUUACUUUGGUUUCGCUAAUGUAGUCACUGGCUAUUAAAAAUAGCGAAUGAUUGGUGGUUUUGAAAAAGCUAGUAUUAUCAUCUUGAUAUAAUGAUGAUGGUGAAGAUGAUGGUGAUCGUGAUGGUGAUAAUAAGGUUGGUGAUGACGACGAUGAAGAUGUGUAGAUAUAUGAUACUGUGCAAAUUACUAAACUUAUUCAAGGUCUGUAAAAGUGAUUACCUUUUAUAAAUUCACUUAUUAAAAAUAUUUCUUGUCAUUUAAAAUUUUUAUUUUUUUGUAAAAAAUUUAUAAUUAUAAAAAUAAGCUCCGUAGAAAAAUUUUUACUUUUUGCCAUGCGAUGAAACCAUGAAAUUUAUUAAAACCAGUUUUAAAUUUGUAAUAAUGAAAAAAGGCUAUGGUUCAAUAAAA
Helobdella robusta is the source of this 2092-nucleotide messenger RNA. RefSeq lists its product as hypothetical. The transcript has 9 exons. Gene Ontology annotation, molecular function: transmitter-gated monoatomic ion channel activity involved in regulation of postsynaptic membrane potential; glutamate-gated receptor activity. The record is from RefSeq and is a predicted model, not a curated record. Gene Ontology annotation, biological process: synaptic transmission, glutamatergic; modulation of chemical synaptic transmission. NCBI's taxonomy places the organism in Eukaryota, Metazoa, Annelida, Clitellata, Rhynchobdellida, Glossiphoniidae. Gene Ontology annotation, cellular component: plasma membrane; postsynaptic membrane. The coding region runs from base 286 to 1707 and encodes 473 amino acids.